GUUGGGUGGAGGUUGUAUGUUCUGCUGCCUCUACACUUCUCUGUGCUCCACUUUCAGGGUCAAAGGUGACUUUUGUCCUCGUCACCACGUCUAUGACGUGGACUGAAGCCCAGAGAUACUGCAGAGCUCACCACACCGACCUGGCCAGCGUGAGGAACUCGAUCGACAACACGAUGAUACAGGAUCUGAUCAGUGGAGAACAAAGAGCCUGGAUCGGACUCAACAGGGACCCCUGGAAGUGGUCUGAUGGAACCAACUCCUCAUUCAGCUUCUGGAAGACCGGGCAACCUGACAUCAACAUCAACAACACCAACAACAUCAACACCACCAACACCAACACCACCAACACCAACACCACCACUACCACCACCAACACCACCCCCACCACCACCAACACCAACACCAGCACCACCACACCACAACUGGUUCCUGUUAUAAAGAAAGUGAUGAAAGUGAAGUUUGAGACCAAGGAGAACCUGGACCUGAAUGACCCUGCUGUGCUGGCGGCCAUGUUGGAUCAGAUCCAACAGAAGCUGAGGGACCAGGUUCUGGACAAAAACAUCAAGCUGAGCUGGAGGAAGCAGGACGAUGGAGACGUCUUCCACCAGGAGGAAGAGGAGGAAGAGGAGAAGGAGGGAUGA
Etheostoma spectabile (orangethroat darter) is the source of this 641-nucleotide messenger RNA. Its product is annotated as myotubularin-related protein DDB_G0290005. The transcript is spliced from 3 exons. The record is from RefSeq and is a predicted model, not a curated record. Lineage: Eukaryota; Metazoa; Chordata; Actinopteri; Perciformes; Percidae. Bases 93 to 641 code for a protein of 182 amino acids.